AUGUGGAGCGGAAAACCAAGGCGCGGGGUUGACUGUGUCAUCCACCUGCGCCCUCCCCCGCCUCCGAUCUUCUUGACUCCGCCACCCCAAUCGCCAGACCGACAGGGCGAGUCCGCUCACUCUGGCGGCCUGGAAUGCUCGUUCCCGUUUAUACAAUCAGAGGAGCAACGGAUCGGAACGGAGGACGGCGUUAGUGGCUCGAAAACUGGGGCGCUACAAGGUGGACAUCGCCGUACUCAGCGAGAUCCGGUUCUCCGAACAAGGCCGACUGGAGGUGUCGGUUACACCUUCUGUAGCUGUCGUUCCAGGGCAGAGCGACGGGACGCGGGUGUUGCCUUCGCUAUCCGGAACGACAUUGUGGGACGACUGCCCUGUCAGCUGCAGGGCAUCAACGAUCGUCUGAUGAGCCUCCGCCUGCCUCUCUGGGGAGGCAAAUUCGACACCGCCAUCAGCGCCUAA
Molecule: messenger RNA, 459 nt
Organism: Spirometra erinaceieuropaei
Lineage: Eukaryota; Metazoa; Platyhelminthes; Cestoda; Diphyllobothriidea; Diphyllobothriidae
Source: the annotation of a GenBank genome assembly